AUGUCUGCUCGUGCCGCUUCUCGCACCAUCAAAUCCGCCAUGGCCCACCUUCAAACCCGUUCCCUCUCUAGCACCUCCCGGCCCAGGCAUCUUCUCUCGAUCAGCGACCUAAGCCCGGCCGAGUUCACCAAGCUCGUUCUCAAUGCCUCCUCCCACAAGAAUGCCGUCAAGGCCGCGUUUGCUACCGGAGAGCAGCCGCCGAAACCGCUUCAUGGAUCCCUAGCCGGCAAGACGGUGGCCAUGAUGUUCAGCAAACGCAGCACCCGGACCCGUGUCUCGACAGAAGCGGCCGUGCAAUUAAUGGCCGGUCACCCAAUGUUCCUGGGCAAGGAUGACAUUCAACUCGGGGUAAACGAAUCACUCUACGACACCUCCGUCGUGAUCUCCUCCAUGACCUCAUGCAUGGUCGCCCGCGUGAACGCCCACAAGGAGGUCACCGACCUGGCGCAGCACUCCUCCGUGCCCGUCAUCAACGCGCUGUCAAGCGACUACCACCCGCUCCAGACCAUCGCCGACUUCCAGACCAUCCACGAGAACUUCCCCGGCCGCACGCCGUCCGACGCUAGCCUGGGGCUCGAGGGUCUCAAGGUCGCGUGGGUAGGCGACUCUAACAACGUGCUCUUCGACCUGGCCAUCGCCUGCGUCAAGAUGGGCGUUGACAUCUCUGUUGCCUCGCCGCAGGGGUACGGCAUCCCCGAAGCGAUGCGCCAGAUCAUUCUCGCUGCGUCGGAGGGCGUAGCCCGCCCCGGCAAGCUCGCCGAGACGCAGGUGCCUGAGGAGGCGAUUCAGAACGCGGACAUCUUGGUGACUGAUACCUGGGUGUCGAUGGGCCAGGAAGAGGAGAGCCAGAAGCGGCUCAAGGCGUUUGCCGGCUACCAAAUUACCAACGAGCUGGCGAAGCGUGGUGGGGCCAAGCCGGACUGGAAGUUCAUGCACUGCCUGCCGAGGCACCCCGAGGAAGUCCACGAUGAGGUCUUCUACAGCGAUCGGUCGCUUGUCUUUCCCGAGGCUGAGAAUCGGCUAUGGGCCGCUGUCGCUGCCCUGGAAGCAUUUGUGGUUAACAAGGGCAAGAUUUUGUAA
This is a messenger RNA of Dichotomopilus funicola, 1080 nucleotides long. RefSeq names its product Aspartate/ornithine carbamoyltransferase. Bases 1 to 1080 code for a protein of 359 amino acids. Gene Ontology annotation, biological process: L-citrulline biosynthetic process. The transcript is spliced from 3 exons. Gene Ontology annotation, cellular component: mitochondrion. Gene Ontology annotation, molecular function: amino acid binding; ornithine carbamoyltransferase activity. Lineage: Eukaryota; Fungi; Ascomycota; Sordariomycetes; Sordariales; Chaetomiaceae. The record is from RefSeq and is a predicted model, not a curated record.